AACACGUCUGCUCCCCGCAAAUGUCACUUUAUUCAGGUCGAUGAAGAUUUAUUAUUGCAAUGAUCCCAGACAACCCGAAUAAGAAGAAUUAAAACCUAAGCAACGUUGCUGGACGAUGACCUGAUACAGCAUCUGUUUGCUUCUACAGGUGUUGUACAGAUUAAGACCGUCCAACUGUUACAGACUAAUAAAGCCACACCACACUGUUAUCUGUCCAUGAUGGAAGACUCACCCAAAUUGACUCUCUAUAAUUUCGAUGAUCCACAGUACGACAACUGCAGCUAUGUGCUGACCAGUCCACGCUCCCUGGAAGCAUGUUCCAGGAUGGGAGUAAAGCCAGUUGACCUUCUCUAUACACCUCCCACUGACCAAGAUCAUCAGAUUUGCCAUCUUCUAUAUCCUGAUACACUCUGUAGCAGACUUCACAACGAACAAGAGGACCUGAGACAACUGAAACUGAAACUAUGUUUGGAAGAGAGAAACAGGAUUCUGAAAAAGGAACAGCUAGAUUUGUUAAAUAAGAAUUCCACAGAGAAUACAGGGGACAAUUUCUUUAACAAUUCCCAAAUGGAUAACAUCUAUAGCAGCAGUUAUGGAGAUAACAAAUCUCGGUACCAAUUUCAUGAAUAUCCGAAGACGGCAUGGAUGGAACACAGUUAUGAGGAUAAGGUCUCCAGAUACAAAUUUGAAGAGAGGAUGAAAGAACUCCGUGAAGAGAGCAGGAAGUUGAGGCAAGAUUUAAAAUGUCGAGAGAAGAACUUUCUGAAUACGAUGAAAAGUGCUGCUGGGUCUUCACUGCCAUCCAGUGCACGGUCAUCUCCUAAAAGGGAACCAUUACUGAGCAGUCUUGAGAAGAAAAGUGCAUCAUUGGACAGUUACAACAGUAGGAAAGAGAAAUUAGCAUCAAAGUCAAAAGGUCAUCUGAAAUUGACUCCCAAGGACCAGAAAAUUCUGGAUGUGAUGAAGAGCAGAAGAGAAAAUGAAAGAGCUUGCUGCCAGAGACGACAGAUGCUGCAUCAUCAGUGGGAGAGAGAAAAAAGACAAGAAGAAAUGGUGAAAAGCACUUUGGAGAAUAUCAGAAGAAAGAUGAUAAGAGUUACUAAUUUAAAAUCUGAGAGAAACCUGAAUGAGAUAUGGGAAGAAGAAAGCAAGAAACUUGAAGAUAUAGAUGCCACAACACCGGCUGAUGAUGGUACUAUGACACACAGAAGCGACCAGUUGCUGGAGGAAUUGAUAAAGAAGGAGGAGGUGAGAGUCCGAAUGAGUAACAGGAGAAAGCAGAAAAAGAAACAUCAGGAGGAGAAACUGCAGGAUCUGACACAGGAAGAGGAAUUGAUGAAGAAGAUGUUACAAGAGAAACAAGAAAUGGACAUCCAGAGAGCAUCACAAAAGAAACAAACCAUGGUUGCCAACAGUGUUGCUAAAAUUAAGAAAAUCAACACCGAACGUUUUAAUAAGUAUAAAACACAAAAAGAGUUUUUAAAUACACAGGAAAGGGAUGUUUGUGAGAGUCUAUCUCAAGUCCUUGCACAACAACAGGGACAAGUGAUGGGCAAUUUGGAUAAACUUAACAGUGAACGUGUUGCUUUGCAAAAAUAUAAACGAAAAAUCUUUGAUAAGAGACUUGAAAGAAGCCGAAAUCUCAAACACCAAGGAGAGAAGGAAAAGUGUUGUGGCAGAAAGGGAGUGGAAGAACUUACUGAAGAGCAAAAAGUCCAGACACACACCUGCUCAGCUAGCAUGAAAGCCCAGAAGGCACGUGAGGAUCGAUUACACCGAGAAAUUAGUCAUGCUUCAAAUAUGAAGAGGAUCAACAGAUAUCUUGAGUUGUGGAAAGAGAAGACAGUAGAACAUCUGAGUGAGAAAGAAAAGCGGUUGGAAGAAAUACAGGCUGCCAGGGAGCAGCAAAUGAAUGAGGUGAAUUUUCUAGUCAGAUGGAUUGCACUAUGA
Molecule: messenger RNA, 1950 nt
Organism: Octopus bimaculoides (California two-spot octopus)
Lineage: Eukaryota; Metazoa; Mollusca; Cephalopoda; Octopoda; Octopodidae
Source: RefSeq, a predicted model, not a curated record